AUGCUUUCCCACGUACUGCACAGUGGACCUCGUCGCAGUCGCACGGGUUCUGCCGUCGGUGUUUCUCUAGGCAGACGUCUCGCGUCUUCGACCCAUUCGUUGAGUGGGGAAUUCGACUACAUCAUCGUGGGCGCCGGGACUGCUGGAUGCGUACUUGCCAAUCGACUUAGCGCCGAGCCGAGCAACAAAGUGCUGCUAGUAGAAGCCGGACCGAGUGACCGCCAUCGAUGGGACUCGUUCCUCCUCGAGAUGCCCGCAGCCGUGUCAGUCAACUUGGCGGACGAGCGCUACAAUUGGAAGUUCGCUACCGAACCGCAGCCGUUUCUGAACAAUCGACGGAUCGGGUUCCCUCGCGGUCGAGUCCUUGGAGGCUCCUCGUCAAUCAAUGCCAUGGUAUACAGUCGAGGGCAUGCAAAGACCUACGACGCGUGGCAGGCCAACGGAGCUGCAGGCUGGAGCUAUGCCGACUGCCUGCCGUAUUUCAAGCGAUCGCAGCAACAUGAGCUGGGGGGAGACGCCUACCGCGGUGGCAACGGACCUCUGCACGUCGUGAGGAACACGCAGCCGGACCAGCCUUUGUUUCAAGCCUUCCUCGAUGCAGCCAUAGAGGCAGGGUACCCUUUCACGGACGACAUGUGCGGCUACCAACAGGAAGGGGUCGGAUGGCUCGAUUUGACCAUCAACAAGGGCAAGCGAUGGAGCGUGUCGGCAGCGUUUCUUCAUCCCGUCAUGCACCGCACGAACUUGACAGUCGUAACGGACACUAUGGUCAACAAAGUGGUCUUCGAUGGCAAGAAGGCCAUUGGCGUCGAAGUGGAGAACGCGAAGACCAAACUGGUGUCGAAGAUCGCGGCCGCGAACGAAGUGAUCCUCUCGGGCGGUGUCGUCCACUCGCCACAGCUGCUGAUGCUUUCGGGUGUCGGCGAUGCUGACCACCUGAAGGAAGUUGGCGUGCCGCUUGUGCACCAUUUACCAGCCGUUGGGAAGAACAUGGAGGACCACGUUGGCGCUAAUGUGCAGUUCGCUUGCAAACAACCCAUCACGAUGUACAAUGCAUCCAAGUGGUACCCGCACCGAGUGGCAAAGAUCGCGUACGAGUGGGUGACGGCAAAGACUGGUCCCGGCGCAAGUCCUCACUGCGAAGUCGGCGGGUUCAUCCGAACCGACUCCAGCAAGCAGCAGCCGAACCUUCAGCUCAUCUUCAGCGCCUGUGCUGUCGACGAGCACUGUCAGCUGCGCGAAGACAUUGGCCAUGCGAUGACGGGGCACGUUUCGUCCAUUUGCGGUUCCAGACAUGGCACGAUCCAGUUGCGCAGUGCUAACCCCCGUGAGCCUCCCGUUAUUGAUCCCAACUACAUGGCCGACGAAGAAUGCCGCGCUACGCUUCGAGAGGGCGUCAAGUUGACCCGUGCGAUCUUUGCGCAAAAGGCGUUCGAGGCCUUCUGCGGCGCGGGGAUCUCUCCUCGAGACGAAAUUCGCUCGGACGAGGCGAUCGACGCCUGGCUUCGUCAACACGCCGGGGCCGAGUACCACGCGUCGUGUACUGCUCGCAUGGGCGUGGACGACAACUCGGUGGUGGAUCUGCAAACUCGUGUCCACGGGCUCGCAGGCCUUCGCGUUGUGGACGCGUCGAUCAUGCCAAGCAUCGUGAGUGGCAACACGAAUGCGCCUGUGCUCAUGAUCGCCGAGAAGGCUUCGGACAUGAUCUUGGGCAGACCGGCACUGCCGCCAAUGCACGUUCCUGUGCGUGGGCGAUGA
Hyaloperonospora brassicae is the source of this 1758-nucleotide messenger RNA. NCBI's taxonomy places the organism in Eukaryota, Oomycota, Peronosporomycetes, Peronosporales, Peronosporaceae. The record is from the annotation of a GenBank genome assembly.